Verticillium alfalfae VaMs.102 is the source of this 351-nucleotide messenger RNA. RefSeq lists its product as hypothetical. The record is from RefSeq and is a predicted model, not a curated record. Lineage: Eukaryota; Fungi; Ascomycota; Sordariomycetes; Glomerellales; Plectosphaerellaceae. Bases 1 to 351 code for a protein of 116 amino acids. The transcript has a single exon.
AUGAUGAAGAGGUUCUUGGAAAAGUCCACAUGGGACGACAAAGACAUUUCGAAGCCUCUGGCGCAGAUCCUGGACGCCAUGGAGGCCGUCCAGAGCGUCUAUCCGUGCAUGCGCGGUAUACGCGACAGCAUACUCGAGAAUAUCAAAUCUGAGGGCGUGGAUGAGGAAGCUCAGCAACAUCAAUAUGGAGUUGAACUUGAGCUCAUGGACCUCCUGCAAUCUGCCGCGGCUCCAUUUCCCGGAGCUUGGGGGACUGAAGAUGCCGAAAGCGCGACAAGCGCUGAUUUGGGGUUCUUGUUGACGGAUGACUUUCUCAACCAGCACUAUUCAUGGGACAACGCAGGCCUCUGA